UCAGUGGCUAUCCCUUUAAGCUGCUCUGUUCUUUAUUAAUAUAAGUUUUUCACAAGGUCUUUAUGUAAGGUUUUAAGUAUUUAUAGCCUAUAUAUAACGGGAUAUAACCCAUUGAAUGAUUUAAAAACAUGUAUAGCACGCUGCAUGCCAUUUGUCAGUAAGGACGGAUAUUUAAAAUGCUGUCAUGAUUUAUUAACGGCCUCACAGCGGUGACUGACUGAACUCACUUCGGUUCAGUCGGUCAAUUUGUCAGUGGCUCUCCACCCUCACCUGUUGAUUUUUUUCUCUCACGACAUUCUGGAUGAGUUUAAAUUAGAAACGCCCUUUGAAAAUUAAAAAAAGCCACAAUAUUUUAGCUGUUAGCAUUAUUUACAUGUUUUGUAAUGGCACUUUUGCUCGAUCAGCAGUUUGCGCCGCUGCCAGACAACAACGAGAUCGCUACGAAAACAUUUCUGGAGUCAGUUUCCCAUCUGCCACCUUUUUUCGAUUGCCUUGGUUCUAAGGUUUUUGCACCAAUUAAGGCUGACAUAAAUGGAAACAUCACAAAAAUUAAAGCUGUCUAUGACUCCGAUCCAGUGAAGUAUGAGACUCUUCAGCAGAUACUGUUAGUUGAGAAAAGCAUCCAUGGCUCAGAGUGGCCUAAAGUUGGAGCCACGUUGGCACUUAUGUGGUUAAAGAGAGGUCUGCGGUUCAUUCAGGUUUUACUGCAAAGUCUAGCGGAUGGGGAGAGAGAUGAGGACAAUCCCAAUCUUAUUCGCAUCAAUAUCACUAAAGCUUAUGACCAAGCCCUCAAGAGGUACCACGGCUGGAUCGUCCAGAAGGUUUUCAAGGCUGCCCAAUUUGCUGCACCGUGCAGGUCAGAUUUUCUUAAAGCUUUAUCCAAGGAUCAAGAAGUUGCAGAGGAGGAAUGCUUAGCAAAAAUUCGCCAGUUCUUGAUAAACUUCACUGCAAAUGUAGAUGCCAUUUAUGAAAUGUAUUCCGCAAUGAAUGCUGAACUGGACUACUUGGUUUGAAACACCCUACAGAUGUCAGUUUCUGAAGCAAUUCAGUCUAUUCAUCUUUAAAGGAGUAGUUCACUUUGAAAUGAAAAUUAGCCCCAGUUUUACUCACCCUCAAGCCAUCCUAGGUCUAUAUGACUUUCUUCUUUCUGAUGAACACAAUGGGAGAUAUAUAAAAAAAUAUCCAGACGCAUCCAAGCUUUAUAAUGGCAGUGAGCGAUACCAACCAGUAUGAGCUGAAGAAAGUGCUUUCAUCCACAUUCAAUACAUUGUGCAAAGUGGUAUAAAUAAACGUGACUUGACUGGGGUGAUGAAUUCCAGAUCUCGUGCAAACAUAUCCACAUCCCUAUAAUCACAUGCUUUCUUAACUACUGUUUUCUCACCAUUGUCAUUUCUGUUCAUCUAAGCCGUUCUGUGAACGAAACCUUAAAAGGGUUAAUUCACCCAAAAAUGAAAAUAAAUCCCAUGAUUUACUCACCCUCAAGCCAUCCUAGGUGUGUAUGACUAUCUUCUUCCUUUAGACAAACACAAUCGGAGAUAUUUUAAUAAAUAUCCUGACACAUCCAAUAUUCUGAAGACUUCCAAUAUUAUUUUAGACUUCUAAUUCAUGACCGGUGUUUUGUUUUGCUCUGUCCUCUGUGCUUCCAUGUUUGUUAUUGCGUCAUGCGUUGGGUCAGGGGUUACUCUUCCGCCGCAGAUCGAUGAUACGGCCGCAUUAGACUUAGAGAAGUUGUCCUUGUGUUGUUGUAUGACAGUAGAUGUUUAUACUUGUAUACAUGCAGCAUUAAUUCUCUAGUGUCUAGUGUGGAUGAGGACAUGUAUUAAUAGCUUACAUGCUGUUUCAUAAAGUGAUGAUGCUUCGUUUCCAUGAUUCAGCAAAAACAGCUUGUGUUGUCUAUAUUCUGUGAAUAAAGUAUUUUCCUGAUAAUUUACUCACCCCAUGUCAUCCAAGAUGUUCAUGCCU
Messenger RNA from Megalobrama amblycephala (Wuchang bream), 1962 nucleotides. RefSeq names its product glycolipid transfer protein b (gene gltpb). The record is from RefSeq and is a predicted model, not a curated record. Gene Ontology annotation, molecular function: ceramide 1-phosphate binding; ceramide 1-phosphate transfer activity. The transcript has 5 exons. Gene Ontology annotation, cellular component: cytosol; cytoplasm; membrane. Bases 384 to 1013 code for a protein of 209 amino acids. Gene Ontology annotation, biological process: intermembrane lipid transfer; ceramide transport. Lineage: Eukaryota; Metazoa; Chordata; Actinopteri; Cypriniformes; Xenocyprididae.